This is a messenger RNA of Cynara cardunculus var. scolymus (artichoke), 1774 nucleotides long. Its product is annotated as protein CLT2, chloroplastic. The coding region runs from base 164 to 1480 and encodes 438 amino acids. The record is from RefSeq and is a predicted model, not a curated record. NCBI's taxonomy places the organism in Eukaryota, Viridiplantae, Streptophyta, Magnoliopsida, Asterales, Asteraceae. The transcript has 12 exons.
CACCAAACGACUUCUACUUCAUGACUCAUGUAUCGAGGAGAUCAAUCAGUGCUCGGUCUCCUUGGUCGAUUAACAACACUCUUCUACUUCAAGCUCAGCAAGUUGUUGAACACUUAAAACUUUAAUAUUUCUGGUGAAUCUUCUUCGAUUGUUCUCAAAAUCAAUGGCUUUUGCGUGUCUCGCUUCUCACCAAUUCGUCAACUCUAAUCUCACUCUUAACCUCAACAAUGGCUCAAAAAUUCACCUCCCAAAUACUCUUCUCCCAAGCCCUAGAAAGCCCUCAUUAUUAUCAUUUACCCAUAUUUCUGCCCAAAUGCGCUCAUGUUCCAUCGCUGACAAUGCACAUGGAUUCGGUAUCAAUUACAGGAGGAUCGAUCGAAUUCGACAUCGUUCGGAUCCUAAAUUUGUCGUCCGAUCUUCGAUCAAGACUUCACAAUCACAAGCUCCUUCGAAUUCAAAUGGUAGAAUUAUUUUUUGGUCUGCUGUUACAUUAGUGUUAGCUGUUGGCAAUCGGGUGCUCUAUAAGCUUGCUCUAGUGCCUAUGAAGGAAUAUCCCUUCUUCAUGGCUCAAGUCAACACUUUUGGGUAUGUGGUGAUUUAUUUUUCUAUACUGUAUAUAAGACAUCGUGCUGGAAUUGUAACUGAUGAGAUGAUGACCCUUCCAAAGCGGCGCUUUGCGAUAAUUGGUAUGCUAGAAGCCCUAGGAGUUGUUACUGGGAUGUAUGCUGCAGCGAUGCUCCCUGGACCAGCUAUACCAAUAUUGAAUCAGUCGUUUUUGUUGUGGCAGCUGGGUUUUUCUGCUCUACUUCUCGGAAGAAGGUACUCAUGGAAUAAAAUUGCGGGAUGUCUAUUUGUGGCUGCUGGAGUGGUUACAGCUAUUGCAAGUGGAUCAGAAAGUGGUCAAAUGCUAUCAGGAAUUGGGUUGAUGUGGCCAACAAUGAUGGUAGUAUCAAGUGCAUUCCAGGCUGGUGCAAGUAUUAUCAAGGAAUAUAUUUUUAUUGAUGCUGCUACCCGUCUGAAGGGGAAAUUGCUCGACAUAUUUGUUGUUAAUUCCUUUGGUUCCGGGUUCCAGGCACUUUUCGUGCUUCUGUUUCUACCUCUGUUAUCAAAUCUGAAAGGAAUACCACUUGAUGAGCUUCCUUCAUACAUAAAGAGUGGUGCUGGUUGCUUUCUGAAUGUCGGGGCCAGUUCAUCAGGUUGUGACGGAUCACCACUCUUACCGUUACUUUACAUAGUCAACAACAUUGCCUUCAACAUAUCGAUCCUCAACCUAGUCAAAAUUUCUUCUGCUGUAGUUUCUUCGCUAGCCGUUGUGCUAUCAGUGCCAACCACCAUUUAUAUCCUCUCCCUUCCAUUGCCAUACCUCCCUGGAGGUGUAACUUUGAGCCCUUACUUCAUAUUCGGGAGUAUGAUCCUUGUGUCGGGUCUCAUUUUAUACAACGUACCUCAACAAAGCAACCAGGACUCCAAUUUCACAUGAGCUUCUCUUUUGUUUCACAAUGUCGUUCUUUCUUCCGAUGGGUUGCAGGUUCUGGCCAUAUAUGUUCCUCUGUUAACUAUGAUAAAACACCGAUUGAGGGAUGCAUUUGAACCAAGAAGAAACUAGCCCGGUAUAUCCCAUCUCGAGGUGGGGUAAGAUGUAUGUUGACAUGACUUUUUUACCCAAUAAAUAGAGCAAAGAAUACCAAAUAUAAGGUAACGACGUCAAAAAGUAGAGCACACAAUACUAAGGUGGCGUUUGUUUUUUAAGAGGUGCUGAAGUUUGAAGUCUUAU